This is a messenger RNA of Hemicordylus capensis (graceful crag lizard), 4749 nucleotides long. RefSeq names its product ataxin 7 like 2 (gene ATXN7L2). The record is from RefSeq and is a predicted model, not a curated record. Lineage: Eukaryota; Metazoa; Chordata; Lepidosauria; Squamata; Cordylidae. The transcript has 12 exons. Bases 273 to 2708 code for a protein of 811 amino acids.
CCUUGCCCUGUUGACCUGGCCACUGAAUUUCCCACUCUGUCGAAUUUCCCAUUUCCUCCUAUAAAGCUGCAUCUCCUCAGCCCUAAUUCAGCAUCUCCAUGCUCCUCCUCCAUUCUGUUUUGUCUCAUGCUCUGUUUGCCCUCAUUUUCUAAUUUGCCCGGAGAUGGGUGGGUGGCAGGUGUUAUGCGUGUGAAGAUGGUGGGUGGAAAGAUUGGCCCCUUGUGACUGUUGCCCUUGGAAUCCUUGAAAUCAUUCAGGAGCACCUCCCUAGGAUGUUUGACUUUCUCAAGUGCAGCCUGACAGCAGACUCUAGAAGGGGCGGUGAGACUCGUGGAGCUGUCCCUGGGUCUGAGCUGGAAGAGAUCAAUAAGAAUGGGAGCAAGAAGCUGGAUGCAAUGACCCUCAUUAAAGAAGACAUGUCUAUCUUUGGUCAUUGCCCAGCUCAUGAUGAGUUCUACUUGGUGGUGUGUAACCAUUGUGGCCAAGUGGUCAAACCUCAAGCCUUUCAGAAGCAUUGCGAGAGACGACAUGGACCUCUCGGCAAACUCUGUGCCCGUGUGCAGACCUCUUCAAACUUACAGAAGUGCCAUGCAAUCAAUGGGCGGUCCCUUGCCAGUGGGGGUCAUGGAUCCACCAAGUCCUGGCGGGAGAAAUCCCAAAGCUCCUUCAGUCAAGGCCAGCACCCACCUGAGAGGCCAGACAAAAUGCCGAAGGACAACCCCUGCUUGUUUGUGCCUGUUGUGAACCUAGAGAAGAUCUCCAGCCUUUCAAAGCCAGACGGAAUCAAGGCCCUUCCAAAGCCUUCUGACUCCAGACAGUCUUCUGCCAGCACAAAAGAGAUCCUGGGCAAGCCAUCCUUAGUGGCAUCACCAAAAGAACCCCUAGUGCCCGCGAAGGCAGGUGGCAGCUCCAUCAUGCCUGCUGAUAGCUUGGGCCGGAAAUUGGAGAGCACGCCAACCUUUGGAGAGAAGGAGCCUGGUGCUGUGAAAUCUCUGAAGAAGAUGCCACGGAAAGAAUGUGACUUAAACAGGCAGUGUGGGGUGCUAAACCCUGAAACCAAGAAGAUUUGCACUCGGUUACUGACCUGCAAGAUCCAUUCUGUACAUCAGCGGCGUGAAGUGCAGGGGCGUGCAAAGGACUUUGAUGUCUUGGUGGCUGAACUGAAGGCCAAUGCCAGGAAAGGAGAGUCCUCCAAAGAUAAGAGCCCCGUGAGAAAGGAAGCAGCCUCUGAACGACUCUCGCAGGACUCUUCUUCGCUCUCGCAGACGUCGCUGGUGCUGCCUCAUACUUCUCCUUGCCGAAUAAAGCAGCCCUACUCCCACUGUGCACUUUCCAGGUCAAGGGUUUCCUCAGAGAGUGACCCUGAUGACCCACCUCCCACCUCUAGUGAAGUCGACCAUGGGCUCUACCCUUUCCCAGCGCCCAAAGGCACUGGCCGAAUUUCAAGUGAAGAGAGUGAGGAUGAUGCACUGGAGGAUUCCCACAAGCUCGACUGCCAUUAUGCAACCCGCUCACCGCGCCCCCAGGCAUUCUGCACCUUUGGAAGCAGGUUGGUGAGCCCCGGCUGUUACGUGUUCAGCCGGCGGCUAGAUCGGUUCUGUUCAGCACUCAGUUCCAUGCUGGAGAGGCAUCUCAGCUCACACAUGUGGAAUAGGUGGCACUGGACUACAGGGUUUGAUGAUGCAUGCUUUAUGAACAGGAAAGCACAUCUGAGCAAAGGGAGGGGAGAAACACCAGGGUCUGAGGGCCAAGCUAAGCAAGAUGUGGGACUUGUGUGGUUGAAACACCUGAUGUCUUUCUCUUUUUUUAAAGCAACCAGGAGAAGGAUCCCUCCAGCUGCAGAUCACCAGAUGCUCUCCAUGCCAUCGUCUGUGCUCCUGGGCUUCUCCACACCCAGCACUUCCCAAAGCUGCAAUUCCUCGCUGGUGUGCAGCCUCCCUCACAGCAUCCCUGGCAGGGCCUCUGUGUCUUGCGCAGCUUCAGCUACGAUGGCAUCCAGGGACAGCCGCAGUCACCACAGUAUGAACUAUGCAGUGGGCUCGCCCCAUGCUGCAGCUGCCUGCAGCCAGCCAGACUGCAUGGGCGGGAACCAGUCCAUCACCUCCCCGCUCCCAGCAAACACGCCAUCGCCAUCCUUCAGCAAGUUGCCUUUGACCAAGGCCAGCAAGUCCUCCAAAGCCAGGGAGUUGGCUGGCAGCAUGGAGCCAGAAGCCUUGGCCCAGAAGCGCAAGCAGUCCAGUGCCCCUGCCAGCCCACCAUACAAACAGACCUGUUUCCUGGAUCUGGGCAAGAGCAAGGCAGCUGGCUGCCAGAUCUCCCACCCUUCAGCAAAGGCCAAGCCAUCCGUGAUCUCUCCCUCCACUCUCGCCCUCAAUGGAGCAGCAUCGGGAGGUGCCAGAAUCAAGAGGGUCGGCCAUUUGGACUGCAGAUCUCCCAGCCAUGUGCCAGUCAGAGCUUCACAGCUGGAGAACCGGGGCUCCUCGCUGAAUGGGCCAAAAGCAUUGCAGGCCAACUGCAUUUCUGAUGAGGAGGCCAAGAGACGCAAGAAUACAGCCACCUACUGUAGGCCAGUGAAAGCCAAGCACUCCCCCGCUCCCUUGCCUUCUCCUUCCUCUUCUGACUUGGGUGGCUCUGUCAGAAGGAAGAAGCCAGUGGUCUCCUUGGGCUUUGAGGAGAAGCAGAACACAAUGAAGUCGAAAGCGCAUUAACAGCAAGUGCCUGCGUUCUGCAGAAGGAGCUGACAGCCUGAGGACUUGGAGCCCGUGGAUCCAGUUCAAAGCCUCCUGCUUUUUAUAACUUUAUAGUAUUUUUUUAAAGAAAAAAAAUCCUCUAAAAUACCUCAAGACUCCUACUGUUCUUUUCCUGCUUUGGAAGGAGGGUGAGUGGGUGGGAAGAAAUGCAACACAAGGAAAAGAAAAAAGAUACAAAACACAAGCAAUCAACACUUGAGAGUUUGAAUGCAGAUGGAACGGGCAGAGGCAGUGGCCCCAUAGUGAAACUGAGAUACGUAUUUUCUGUUUUAAUUUAUUAUUUUAAAAAAAACAGCAGAGGGAGGGGGACCCAAAAUGGAAAGCCACUGCAAGGCUGUGCUAGCAUCUGUGUGUCUUCCUGGGGAUGCUAUUGGGUAUUGGCCAAGUUCUGCAAAUAAUUCCUGGGGGAUGGUUGCUUGUUCUCUGCUCCACUCACUUGUGCUGUUUUUCCUCUGCCACUCUCCCACCAGUAUAGCUCUGCACAGUGAUUCUUGCCUUUUGCCUGUUUAAAGAAAAAAAGCAUCUCACUACUAAGGCUAAAAAAGAUUGAAACCAGAGCUGCAAGUACACCCUCCCUAGCACUGGGCUGUGUAAAAUACAUAAUUGUUGUGGAGACUGAAACAGCCACUUUGGUUCGCUCUCUCUCUCCUAGCCUUAAACAAGCCUGUUGUCUUUGGGGGCAAGAACAGAAAGAGAGCAUUCUGCAGGUAGCCUCCAUAUAUUGCCCUGGGUCUAAACACAGUGCAGCGUUAUGGUGGCUGUUUGUGUGUGACUUUGCUUGUGGUCUAGUCUUAAAAGCCUAUCAAAGAGAGAUGGCAAGAGAGGCAUGCCAUGCACCAAGUGCAGCCGCCAAGCACUUUUAAAAACCAGUUUAGUACUUUUGAGCCUGCAUGUAUGGCUCUCCAUAGAAAGAACUGGGUGUUUAAGAGCUGCCGGUUGUCAGGAUACCCACCUGCGCACACAUGACUGUACUGGUAUCCCCCAAGAUGUAUGAUUGCAUUGAAUUGUCUUCUUGUUGGCAGGGCAUUGUAGUCAUUGCCAGUGGACAAGGUGGCAAAAACUUAAUAGCUUCUUUCAGCCCUACCUUUCAGAAGGAUUUAGGCAGACAAUUGAUUGCAAGGGUGGUAGAGGUCAACAGUAGGAUCUUGUGCAUCCUACCAUUGCAAAAUAUGCCUUUCUCUCCAUUCCUAUGGUUGCCAUUUCUAUGGCAACUAUUCUUGUUCCUGUUCUUCCCUGCUCAGCAGUUUCACAAUUCUUGCAAAGACAAAAUUUAUUUUAAAAAUGGAGGUAUCUGGAAGACAUACAUACUAGCUACAAAGCACUCUGAUAGGUUGAUUUCCUUCAGAAUUGCAAAGAAGCCCAAAUGUACACCUGUUUACUUGCCUUUGUUUGAGUCGUUUGGUAGCAUGUGCUCUGUUAACACCGUCCUUGGAAUGUAUCAGUCCAAGGGCUUUCCCACUGUUAAAACAACUGUAAACUUUAAAACAAAACUGGAAGUAUAGCACAGUAGUGGUGGGGGCAGCGGGGGUUGUUUGUGACAUGCAGUUUCAUGCAUGGAUGCUAGUGCUAGUGCUGAGAAUUCUCCAACCUGCUCUCUGGAUGAUGUGGGGCUAUUUGGGGCUGGGCAGAAGGGCUGUGACCUUGCAUGCUGCAGGAGGCAUCUUGGCUUUCAGAGAUGAACAGAACUUUGAUAUAGGACUGGAAAUAAGAGUGAUGCUUUUGUUUCAGUCAGAUGUCCCUGUGCUGUUAUUAAGAGCUGGCUGUUUCUUUUAGACCGCUGCCCACUUACUGGUAGAAGGCGGCUUUUCUUUUCCUCUAUGCUAGUAGUUCUUUAUACUUAGUGCAAAUAUCCCCAUCGCAAAAGAAAGCUUAAGGGACUUUCUUUUUUAAAAUUUAUUUGCAUUCUCUCCUUCCAGGGGUUGUUAGGCUAAGAGACCAUCAUGACUUGCCCAAACCCACCCAUGAGGCUUCUGUGCCAAGUGAGAAUAUGAACCUAGAC